GCUGCCGGUCAGUCGCAUGUUGGGUUUUGUUACUUGAAAGCGCGCGUUCGAAGUGCACGGUCGAUGGUGUUUGGCGAUUACAUGUAUCAGAGAUAGAACGUAAAACUUCACUCCAAUAUUUACUAGCAAAAAUGGUAUCGUCGCACGUUUACGCAAUCACAUUUUUCACAUUUUUGGUAUGUGGAGCUGGAGGCACCCUGAUUUAUAAGCUACACCAAAGACGAACAAAAAAAAGCAGGGAUAAAAUUUUAACUAUUCGGGUGAACAGAAAAUUAGGAACCCGCUUGUUUGGAGAGGAUGGAAAAACCAAAAAGGAAAUUGAAAAGGCGAGAAAUGUUGAUAUAACAUUGGAAGAUGAUGGGUGUCGUGAUAUGCUUAUCAUAAUAUCUGCAACAUCACAAAAUGAUUUAGAUAUUUGUCAACGAAUUAUUGCAAAGAAGUUAAAAGAUGAUGAUGCAAGACCGAGUUCAUUACGACCUUUUAAGGAAAAGAUUUGGAUAAGUUUACAUGCCUACAGAAAGCUUACAAUGAAUCCACGUUUGGAAAUUACUUCUUUUGAGUAUGAAGAUAACGUAAAAAUAGAUGUGGAAUUUCCACGUGAUGGUAGAAAUAUGGCUGGAAUACAAAUUUCAGGAGACAAUGAACAAGAUGUAAUGAAUGCUAAAGACAAAAUUCAAACUAAGGUUAAGGAGAUUGAUGAAUUAGAGCGUUCUUUAGAUGAAACAUCUGCUAAGCGUACCCCCAGGUUACCUACAACGGUUAAUAGCGGAUCGAGUGAAGUUGCAGUACCUGAACGAGAAAAACUUGAACCAGCUGGAGCCGAUGGGACAAUGGAAGUUUAUGUAUCAGCUUUGACUUCGCCACAUAGGUUUUGGAUGCAAAUUUUGGGUCCUCAAGCUGCUGCACUCGAUAACUUAGUGGAAACAAUGACUGAAUAUUAUAAUAAAGAAGAAAACAGAGAGUUGCACACAAUCAUAAGUCCUCAAGUUGGUCAAAUUGUUGCAGCCAUGUUUAACGUUGAUGGCAAAUGGUACAGAGCUCAGGUACAAGAAAUAAAACCCAAUGAUUAUGUUCCAUGUCAACCAGUGUUGGAUUUGUAUUUUGUAGACUAUGGUGAUAAUUGUUAUGCUGCGCCUAAUGAAGUUUUUGAACUACGGCCAGAUUUUUUGACUCUUAGAUUUCAAGCUAUAGAGUGCUUUUUGGCGAAUGUUAGUCCUCCCAAUGCAGUUGAUAGUAAUGAUAACAAUUAUCCAGAUGAAUCCAUUGAGAAGUUUGAGCAACUAGCACAUGUUGCGCGUUGGAAAAAAUUAUGGUCGCGUGUUGUUAGCUACAGAGAACGUGAUGGGGCAGUUCGAGCACCAUCUCCAAGUGAAAGCCUGGUUAUGAAGGGAUCUAACAUUGAUAGAUCAGUUCGUGAAGGCUCUCCUGUACCUGGUGUAGAAUUAUAUGAUAAUGAGGAUGGUCGCGAUAUAAAUAUUGCUGAAGAAUUAAUUCGCGGAGGAUAUGCAAGAGCAAUUCUUCCAUUUAAUGGAAGUUCAUUCAAUAAAUUGAAAACUAAUCAAGCAGGAGGCGAUGAUUUUUCGAAGCCAUCAGCCAAAACGACUAGAUUUGAAGAUAGUUCUAAAACUGAUAAAAAUAGUGUAUCUUCUGAUUUUGUAAAUCAGGAAAAAUCAGCAACGAAGAAACAACCGGCAACGACACCAAAUGUUGGCCGUAAAGACAUCGUGGAAGAAACUAAAUCCUUUAUUAGCGGAAUCUCUGAUGAGGCAGUUAAGGUAGUAGAACGCGUCAAACAGUCUACCGACAAAGGCGCUGAUGACUCUGUUCAAUCUGUCAAGGAUCGCGUUGCUAAAGUUCAAAGCAAGCUGGAGGAAACGAAAUCUUUCAUUGAUGGCAUUUCCAAAGACGCUGAAAAAAUAGCAGUAGACAGUAAAAACGCCGCUAAAUCAACUUCAGAUGAUAUUAAGCCAAAAGUAAAAAGCGCCAAGGAACGCGUAGCUAAUAAAGUUAACAAUGGCAAAAUUUCAGAAAAAAGUCCUCCAAAAACGAGUAAAAAUGAUGAAAAGUCAAGUAGUCCUAAGUCACCUUUAAAAUCAGAAGUUGAUUUUAUGCCCACAUUUAAUAAAACUGAAAAGGGUAAGAAGAUGCCACAGUCUCCUUCCGAAAUAAAAAAUCAAGCAACCGAUUUUUUGAAAACCGAACGCAAUUCUAAAAACGGAAUUUAA
Messenger RNA from Ctenocephalides felis (cat flea), 2225 nucleotides. RefSeq names its product tudor and KH domain-containing protein homolog. Gene Ontology annotation, biological process: spermatogenesis. Lineage: Eukaryota; Metazoa; Arthropoda; Insecta; Siphonaptera; Pulicidae. Bases 132 to 2225 code for a protein of 697 amino acids. The record is from RefSeq and is a predicted model, not a curated record. Gene Ontology annotation, molecular function: RNA binding. The transcript has 10 exons.